This is a messenger RNA of Miniopterus natalensis, 1369 nucleotides long. NCBI's taxonomy places the organism in Eukaryota, Metazoa, Chordata, Mammalia, Chiroptera, Miniopteridae. The record is from RefSeq and is a predicted model, not a curated record.
GUAGCCUUCUUAGUGUGCCUGGUGCUGCUGGCACUGCUGUUCUUACUGCGACGCCAUGGCUUGUUUCUUAUUGGCUGGAAUGAGUUUGUUCAGCAGCCCAUCUACAACCUGCUAAUGGGUGACACCAAGGAGCAGCGCAUCCUGCGUUACGUGCUGCAGCAUGCGGUAGCCGGGGACCCACAGAGUGUGCUGGAGACUAUCGAUGCCUACUGCUCACAGAAGGAGUGGGCCAUGAACGUGGGCGACAAGAAAGGCCAGAUCGUGGACACCAUGGUGCGGGAGCAGCGCCCCUCCCUACUGCUGGAGCUGGGGGCUUACUGUGGCUACUCAGCCAUACGGAUGGCCCGCUUGCUGCCGCCUGGUGCCCGCCUGCUCACAAUCGAGCUCAAUCCCGACUAUGCUGCCAUCACCCAGCAGAUGCUGGACUUCACAGGCCUGCAGGACAGGGUAACCGUUAUCAUCGGGGCCUCCCAGGACAUCAUUCCCCAGCUGAAGAAGAAAUAUGAUGUGGACACGCUGGACAUGGUCUUCCUGGACCACUGGAAGGACCGGUACCUGCCAGACACACUCCUCCUGGAGGAGUGUGGCCUGUUACGAAAGGGGACAGUGUUGCUGGCUGACAACGUCAUCUUCCCUGGAGCACCAAAGUUUCUGGCGCACGUGCGUGGGAGCAGCCGCUUUGAGUGCACGCACUUCUCCUCCUUCGUGGAGUACUCAGAGAUGGUGGAUGGCGUGGAGAAGGCCGUCUACCUGGGUCCGGGCAGCCCAGCACAGCCUUGACCGCCUACCCUGCUCUGGAUCUCUCGCCAAGACGGGUUAUGCUGCUGCCAACUCCGCUUCUGCUGUUCUGGGGCCUGUCCUCAAUGCAGCACACUUGAGGCCUGGGAUGCCAAGGCCAACCCACACUGGCACCUCUGCUCACAGCUCCCGGCUAUCACACACUGGUCUACCCCAAGAGCAACCUGCUCACCAUGCAAAACCACUGCAAUAAAUCUGGAAAGUAUCUGUAAAUAUCAAAUCAGGGUAAACGGUGCCCAUGGCUGUCACUCACCCCCACCAGCAAUCCAGUAGGGUUUCUUACAUAGACAGGUCCUUGGGCACAGUAAAUGGGGGAAGUUGGGAACAUCUGGAAACUUGGGCUAUGCACUCACAGCCUGUCCUCAAGCUUUGCUGUCACCAGGUGGCAGCAAUGCCUCUGUGAUGGCACUGUGACCAACACUACUUCACACCUCUGACUCCUCUGAUUUCUUUAAUCUCCUUUUUAAAAAUGAAAUGCAACUUGACUAAGAUUGGCUGACUGUUAUUAACCUUCUAUAUCAAUAUUAUGACUAAAAAAUACUAAAAUAAAGACCUAAAUAUUUAAAUAUAA